Aspergillus calidoustus is the source of this 2319-nucleotide messenger RNA. NCBI's taxonomy places the organism in Eukaryota, Fungi, Ascomycota, Eurotiomycetes, Eurotiales, Aspergillaceae. The record is from the annotation of a GenBank genome assembly.
UCCAGGCCCAGAUCAAUGAUGUGACGUAAAAAAUGCUGUGCUCGUCAUUCUCCAUCGCAAGACUAGCCAUUCCGGCGGUCUCUAUACUGAUUUCUUUUCUCGCGUAUACGUCGCAGUAUUUCUUCCUUCAUUUCAAGGAAGCUUCCCUGAGAAGAGAUGAAGUUUGGCGGAUCAAUUUUUUCGCCCUGUGCAUCUGGAUCUGCUACUACCGGGCUUGCACCGUCAAUCCGGGUCGUAUUCCAGAAGGAUGGGAACCGAAGGAUCGCCAGUCGCUGAAGGCCGAUCAAGCCGACGGCCGGCAACGGUGGUGUCGGAGAUGUGAAGCUUUCAAACCACCGAGAGCACAUCACUGCAAGACAUGUCGAAGAUGUAUACCUAAAAUGGACCAUCAUUGUCCGUGGACGUCUAAUUGCGUCUCUCACUUUACCUUUCCGCAUUUCAUUAGGUUUUUGUUCUAUGCGGUGGUUGGGAUGUCGUACCUUGAGACUCUGCUUUUUGAGCGAGCGUCAAUUGUUUGGAAGUCUCGAAACCUUCCAAGCUACAUGGGACCUAGUGCAGGACAAUUAGGGCACCUAUUUGCUUUACUCGUCACCAAUAGUUUGACGGUAUUUGCACUCUUCAUCCUCCUUGUGCGAACCUUAUGGUCGCUCGGCACAAAUACGACCACGAUUGAAUCAUGGGAAAUUGAACGACACGAGACUCUUGUUCGGCGAGCGCGCCACUUCGGAGGAUUCCUGCCAGGACCCGGAGGGAUCAGUGUGCAAAUCAAGAAGCAAGAGUUUCCAUACGACAUCGGCAUCUGGUCGAAUAUCAAAGCAGGAAUGGGUGGGAGCCCCAAUGUGCUAAGCUGGUUCUGGCCAUUGGCUCGGACUCCUCACAGGAGCACCGGCUUGGAGUAUGAGGAGAAUGGCUUUGAGGACGCUAGCGUUUCAUGGCCUCCUCCCGAUCCAGAUCGUAUUCCACUACCAGCAAGGGGCCAGGCGAAUAGUGCUGCGUUUGCGUCAGGAGCGACUGGGAACUUUGAGAUUGAUGCCUUCAAUAGACGAAAAGCGGAAGAUUUGAAGCGCCAGAAAACCUCAAUCGAGGUACAACGGCGCAAGCCAUUCCACGUCAGGUUCGAUGACUCACUGUCGACUUCAUCUUCAGAAGACGGCGAUUACAGUGACAAUGGUUCUGUUGACGGCGAGGAAUCCUGGAAGAACUCCGAAGGGGAACGUCUACGCGACUUUGGCGUCGAUGAGGAAGUUGAGUUUUACGACGAAGAGGACAUCCCACUGGCCAUUUUGAUGCAGCAACGGAGGCAAAAGGCGCAAUGAAACAGCUUUACACGAGUAAGAAUCAUAGACCGAAGCUAUCAAAGAAUGCAUGCCUUUUAAGUCCUCUGUGCAACGUCUUACAGUCCCACAUAUCCAAGCCACUCACUACUAUCUCCAACGCGAGUUACCCCGGUCUGCAAGAUCUCACAUAUGUCUUGUAUGGCCACUUCUCUCCUUUCGGGCUCGAGCACUUCCAGAAGCGAAGCCCCCAUAAGACGAACCUAGCCUGCCAGCCCGCCUUGAGAACGGAACUUGUAAGUAGCGUCGGUCGAUGCUCCGCCGAGGACCUCAUCAACGCCUGGGAGAAAUAACUCGGCGAAUCUUUAUCUCCACAGCUGAUAUCUAGGAUCUUGUUUGUUGGUUCCGGGUCGAGAUGACGGGAGUCUGGGUCAGCUUCGGGAUGAAGGCUGCGAUGCUAGAGUACGCUGUUCUUACGUUAGAUCGUGUAGGCGGCAUGAUGAAGCUGGUCAGUCAGUAUAUCGCCCCUGGUGACCAGUGGUCCUCUUGGUGAUCGGACUGCGCGGUAGACGAGGCCAUGAGAAAGAGUUGGGUUUCCACAGCUGGACGUCGACCAGUUAGACGAAAACUCUAACGAAUCGAACAUUACUCCGUGAAGUCUCUCCUCAACGCACAUCUAUUCGGUUGCUUCCAAUUUGAAAACAACUGUGGUUCAUGCAUGGCUACAGCCGAAAUGCCGAGUCGAUCUGCUGUCCUGUCAGUAGUUCCAGGCACCAAGGCAUCAACUGAACACGGUCGCAGAGACCCGCAUGCUUCACCAAGAAAGGAAAAGCGCCCAUCUGAAACCUCGUCAAUUUUGUACAAGACACAAGUUUAUGCAUAAACUCCGCAAACAUGGAGAACAGCCGGUUUCCGAAGGAGAAUUCCAGGAAGUGGGAACCUGCUUCUCUUUAGUAAAAUCAUUUGCAGUGUGCCAAGCAUCGCCCGCCAGUAAGACCGCAAUUUCCCCAUCCUCCUGACAGAGGUCGCUACGGCUCCAGGAGAG